GGGAGAGCGGGGCCUUCCGGCAGUCCUGACGCUCUGCCCGCGACGUCAUUGUCGGGCAUUUCCGGGAGGGCGGCUGAGGCGACCUGAGGUGAAGCAGGUGAGGCUUGUACGGUAGCAGAGGAGACGGAAGUUGUGGAAGGCGGGCCUCGUAGGAGGUUGUGGGCGCAGGAGGCCUUUGGCGUGCUCGUUGCCUCACUAGGUGGAGCCCAGUACACUGGCCGGGCCUUGGUUCUCUGGGCACCCUGGAGGCAUAGGCGUGAGGGGCGCCUCUGAGCUGCGGGCUGGCGGGGAGACCCUGUGAGCGUCCCAGGUACCUCAGGACUCCAACUCCCAUCAACCUUGGCCUUUGGCCCUGCUGGCUGGGGCUGAUGGGAGUUGGAGUCCAGUGGUUGGGGGUGGGCACACAGAUUCCCCCAGCUGUGCCCUGGAGGCAUCACCCUCAGCGCAGAAUGCCCUUCGCGCCUUAUGCCUGGGCUGCAGACUGCAAGGGCAGAGGUGCCUCGUGGCUGAGGGCUCCUCCACACAAAAGAGCAGCAACCAGAGCAAAGCAAAGAUGACUGCACAAAUAGAGCUAGUGUCCCGGGAGGGAGGUUUGGGCCCUAUCUUUCUUGCACUCACAUGUUUGCUUUCCGCUUGCAGGGAGUUAGGUAGGUUUUGGCUCUAGUUUUCACUGUUUGGCCCUCCAUACAGAAUAACGGCCAUAGCAAUUCUGGCUCAUAGGAAUUACCGUAUUUUUCGCUCUAUAAGACGCACCAGACCACAAGACGCACCAUGUUUUUGGAGGAGGAAAACAAGAAAAAAAAUAUUCUGAAUCUCAGAAGCCAGAACAGCAAGAGGGAUCACUACGCAGUGAAAGCAGCAAUCCCUCUUGCUAUUCUGGCUUCUGGGAUAGCUGCGCAGCCUGCAUUCGCUCCAUAAGACGCACACACAUUUCUCCUUACUUUUUAGGAGGGAAAAAGUGAGUCUUAUAGAGCAAAAAAUACGGUACUCUGCUAGAGAGAACAGUUAUAGCCUGGUCUUCUUGCUCAUCUUUUGGGUGCAGGGAAUUGUUUUGUUCCUGGUCUUCUUGUUCUUGCUGUGUGCUGCUCUGUACACAAGAACUCCUUGCACAUAGAAAACCAGCUUGUUAGAGGGUUUCCAGCUCAGAGAUGUAACAUUUCCCCCAAAAAUAAAAUAGAGCUCUCUGAGGGGUGGGGGACUGAAAUAUUUAUUUAUAUGCAUUUACAGUUCUGUACUAUGUGUUGUCCCUGGAGUGGAUUACGAAGAGUGAUACAACAACUAAGCCACAUCAAGGCAACUUAUUUUACUGUUUUAAUAACAUAAAAUGUACCACAUAAUGGGUAUAAAAUUGAUGUGUUUGUGAAAAUUGUGAAAUUAAAAUGAGAAUCUUACAGAUUUGAGGCUAAAGUGUGGGUGAUAGCUGGUACGUUAUCAAGGACCCUUUCGUCUGUCUGUGUGGGAUUUCCAGUGUUUAAGGCAUGAGGUUUCAUGGCCUGUAUAGUUCUUUGUCAUUCAGGAACAAAAAGCAAAUUGAACCAAGUAUCAGAGCGGUCAUUUGUCACCUUCUAGGUUCCCUUCACUGUGAAUAGGUCUCACCUGCAAAACAGUCAACCUAUCAAGGACAUUUCAAAAAGACUAGGUUUCCCAGUAAUUGCAGUACAUGGUUGUAUGUGUUUUCCUUGAGUCUUGUGAUUGGAUCCGUUCUGCUUUUGUGCCUUUAACAGCACAUUGGUAUUUAGACAUUAGUAAGUGAAGAUAGUUCUCUAAUCCUGUGAAGAAUGCACAAAGACAGGAGAUUUCCUUAUUUUGUUUAUUUGUAUACUGCCUUUUCACCCAUUGAACUUAAGGUAGGGUACACCAGGGUCCCAACUUCAGGAGCUUUCAGAUCAUACCCCAAGAUGAUUAAAAACCCUUUGAGCAAGGUAGUGAAAGUGAAGAACUGAUCGUGCUUGUCUUUCAGCCCACCAAGACACAAUGUCAGAGCUGAGUGAUGAAGCCAGUGAGUCGGAUCUGCUGAAUCUCAGCCUAUCCAUGUGGCAUGGCGCAGGUCAGAUGGUCUGUCGCCAAGAGUUAGAUGUUCCACUGGACCUUCACACAGCAGCCUCAAUUGGCCAGUAUGAGGUGGUAAAGGAGAAUAUUCAACGGUAAGGAGGAGAGGUUUGGGAAGGGAAUAAUACUGUGUUCCUGGCAUUGGGCAAUCAGGACAGAUUAGGGAUUCUGCUACUUUACCGCCCGCCUUGCUGCCCAGCAGUCUCCCUGCCUGAGCUGACAGAGCUGGUCUCGGAGACAGUGUUGAGGACUUCCAGACUGCUGGUUCUGGGAGACUUCAACGUCCAUGCCAAGGCAGCUGGCUCUGGGGCGGCUCAGGACUUCAUGGUCGCAAUGACAACCAUGGGGCUGUCCCAACAUGUCACCGGCUCAAAGCACAUGGCAAGCAAAACUCUGGACCUUGUUUUCUUGACUGGGCAGGAAGAGAGUGAUUUGAAGGUGGGGGGGCAUUGAUAUCAGUCCUUUGUCAUGGUCAGAUCACUUCCUGUUGAGAUUUAAACUGUCAGCAGCUUUUCCCCUUUGCAGAGGCGGGGGACCUAUUAAAAAGGUCUGCCCUCAGAGGCUGGUGGAUCCAGUGGGAUUCCAAACAGCUAUGGGAGGUUUUCCGGCUGAUAUGACUGGCACCCCUGUCGAAGCCCUGGCUGACCCCUGGAACACCCAAAUGGCUUGGGCUAUUGACACAAUCACCCCUGAGUGCCCUCUCCCACUUUGUGAUGCCCGUUUGUUCCCCUGGUAUACUUCAGAGGUUAGGGCGAGGAAACAAGCUGGGAGACUGCUUGAACGCAAGUGGAGGAAAGAUCCGAAUGAAUGCAACCGAACACUGAUAAGGGCUCAUUAUCGAGCCUACCUAAUGGCAAUGACGGCAGCAAAGAAGCCAUACUUUGCUGCCUCCAUUGCAGCCUCAUUACGUCAUCCGGUAGAGCUUUUCUGGGUUUUACGGAGCCUUUUACAGGCUGGCCCAAAGGAGGUGAUAGAACCAACAGUAGCUCGCUGUGACUUGUUUGCAAAGCAUCUUGAGGACAAGAUUGCUUGCAUUCACCAAGACUUUGCUGUUAUAGCAGAUGAAUCUCAUGGGGUGUCCAGAGCACAGUCUAGUCCUGUUGUGUUGGAUGAGUUUCAGUUGGUAAGGCUUGUGGACAAGGUGCUCCGAUCAGUCAGGGCGACCACUUGUACUCUAGACCCUUGCCCCUCUUGGCUGAUGAAAACCAGCAGGGAGGGAACAGCUGGCUGGGCCAGGGAGGUGAUCAAUGCCUCUUUACGAGAGGGGGUGGUCCUUACCUGUUUGAAGGAAACAAUGGUAAAGCCACUCCUUAAGAAACUGUCCCUGGAUUCGGAAAACCUAACUAACUACCAGCCAGUUGCUAAUCUCCCUUUUCUGAGCAAGGUUCUGGAGCAAGUGAUUGCAGACCAGAUCCAGACGCUUUUGGAAGAAACUGAUUUUCUGGAUCCAUUUCAAUCAGGUUUUAGGCCCGGUUUUGGCACAGAAACUGCUUUGGUUGUCCUGUAUGAUGACAUCUGUCAAGAGAGAGACAAGGGAAACAUGUCCCUGUUAAUUCUUCUCGACCUCUCAGAGGCUUUCGAUACCAUUGACCAUGGUAUCCUUCUGGAGUGGCUGUCCGAACUAGGGGUGGGUGGCACCACUUUGCGGUAGUUCCAGUCCUACUUAGAUGGUCAUCCCCAGAGGUUGUUGCUUGGGGAAUGCUUUUCAGCCCCAUGGAACCUUCAAUGUGGGGUUCUGCAGGGCUCAAUCCUAUCUCUUAACAUCUGCAUGAAACCACUGGCUGGGGUUAUCCAGAGGUUCGGAGUCUGUUGUCAGCAGUAUGCUGAUGACACUCAGCUCUAUUUCUCCAGCCCUGCCUGGAGAUGCCAGAAAUGGGAGCCGAGGCAUUCUGCUACAGCCCUUCUCUGCAGAAAAUGAGCACAGCAGGGAGCAGUCUGAAUUAUAACCUUUUCCCCGCAAUGAGCUACUUUUUAGUUCACCAUGUGAUUUUUAUCCAUAGGGGAUUAUUCCAAAAUCCCACCCCACCUUCAGCCUAAAAAAAGAGUCAAUUCUACCACCUCAUUCUGUUGUACAUACACACCAGGCUUUUGUCACUAUGUGUGCAAUUCAAAAUAAUUUUGUGAAACAUGAAGGUGGCUAAAGGCUACCAGAAAACAUUGAAACAAGGUAGUAGUUGAUUAUAUACACGCCCUACAGUUAAAGCACAUUUAUUCCAUUUUAACAGUCGCAACUUCCCCCAAGAAUCCUGGGAACUGUAGUUCAGCCCCCCUCACAAAGCUAUAAUUCCCAUCACCCUUAAAGCAAAGUUCCCAGGAUUCUUUAGGGGAAGGCAUGCAAAUGGUGUGACCAAAAUGCUUAGAAGAAUGCUACUGUCAACCUUUUCACUUGCUACUGGCAAAGUGGGGGCACACAUUGCUACCAGGAAUAUUGGCAAGACUUCUAAAGUUGUUUGUUUCCUUGAGUGAAACGGGCCAGGUUAGGAAAACCUUCAAAAACUAUGUAACUUGCCUGUGAUAAGCUACCCAUGGAACACUAAUCUGAUUCAUGCCUUUCAGUGGGGAGGUAGACCUGAAUCAGCGGAAUUGCGGCGGCUGGACCCCACUAAUGUAUGCAUCUUACAUCGGUCAUGACACCAUUGUGCGCAUACUGCUAGAGGCUGGCGUGAAUGUGAAUGUACCAACACCAGAAGGGCAGACUCCACUGAUGCUGGCUUCUAGCUGUGGAAAUGAGAGCGUUGCUGCCUUCCUCCUUCAGGUGGGUGUACUUGGCAAUAGCUGCGAAAGGCACCAACUGUGCAGUCUAAAGAUAUCGCGCAUGACUAAGAGGUGGAACCAAAGGUGCAAACAGGGCUGUUCAGGGGUGGUUGUCAGUGGCUCCCAUUAAGUUCUAUGGGACUAAGGAGAAGGGUGGCAAUCUCAGACACCAUGAGUGGCUGUGAGAUAAAGCUUGCUGUCCUCUUUCAUAACCCCUGUAGGGUGCAGCAGCAUGAUAGGAUCCUUCAAAGUCUCGAGUCUACUCAAAGUUACAGGCUGUUGCUUCAUAGCAGUGAUUAGAGUGCCUUCUCAUCAUUAAGACUCCUGUGAGGUUCAGUGGUAAAGUUUUCAUUACUGUGAUAUGUUUUAUAUACCCAUUCUCCUCCACCCCGGGUAUUUCGAAUGUCCAGGGCUGUGCCCUUACUUUACAAAUAUUCCUCUGUUUUAUCAGGUUGCACAUUAAGUUUAUCUUAUCUAGGUUUUCUCUGCUGCCUCUGAGGCGUCUCUUUCCCAUCCCAGCUUUCUUCAGAUAUGCAGGAGCAGAGCUGAGUCAGCAUCUUCAGGUGACUCUGGCAGCCGAGUCUCACCCUCUCUGGCACAGCCAUGUCAGAUCUGGUGGAGUGUGAGAGCUAGAGCUGUUUCCAGUCACUCCUCCACACCUGCCACUCACCCCACACACUGAAUUGGGCAGGGGCAGGAUCCUGUUCGAAUGAUUUUUCUGAAUGCAUUCAGUCAGUCAGUGAAUAAAAUUGAUGCAAUAACCCAGAAUAAAAUGGGAACACUCUGCGACUGUAAGUGGUUUGCUAUUAAAUUGCUGUGAGAAGAGCCUUCUCUGGGUUGCUGCUCUUUUCACCUGGUUAUGCUGUUAGCAUAAUAGAAAAGUGGUAUAGAACUAAGAAGCUAAAAGUAACCUGGUUGUAAAAUUUCUGCCUGAAAUAAGCGAUCUCCUCCUCUGUUCAUUAUGGUGAGCUCUUGUUUGUACAGAAAUGCACCCUGGCUUCAGUGUCACAGGCAGUAGGUGCCCUGCCUUAACGGCCCCUCUGUAUUUCUUUGAAGCAAGGUGCCGAGUUGGAGAUGAAGGAUAUCCAUGGCUGGACUGCCCUCUUCCACUGCACCAGUGCUGGCCAUCAGCAAAUGGUCAAGUUCUUAUUGGAUAAUGGAGCAAAUGCGAAUUGCAGGUAAGAGAGAAAUGGGCCUGUGAAAGGCCUGCUUUUUUGUUUGUUUGUUUCAAAUAUCUGACGGUAUUUUAAGGGGAAGAAGUAGCUUAGCUUUCAUAGAAAAAAUGCUUUCAUGAUAGAUGCAAAAGAGGGGGAAACAUAGGCAGUCACACUGCUGUACUCUUGCAUCUAGAUUGUGUGUAGUUAAGCCGUGAGUCCCGUAUGUGACGGACAUCUCCAGUAUGCUUCUGAGUACCAGUGGCUGGAAACCUCAUGAGGGGAAACUUAUUGUUCUCAGCUCCUGCUCGUGAGCUUCCCAUAGGCAUCUGGUUGGCCACUGUGAGAACAUGAUGCAGGAUGAGAUGGGCCACUGGCCUGAUCCAGCAGCCUAUUCUUAUGUGCAUGUGACAUUAUUAUUAUUAUUAUUAUUAUUAUUAUUAAUUAUUUAUACAUACAUACAUUUAUACAUACAUACAUACAUACAUACUUUUUUUAUUUAUUUAUACAUACCCUGCCCAUCUGGCAGAGCCACUCUGGGAGGCUCCCAACAGAAUAUUAAAAGCAUGAUAAAAUAAUACAGAUCACCAAUGUUUGUAACACUCUUGGGCAGGAGCUGGAAGGCCUUUGGCACACAGAUUAGGUGUGGCCUGCCUUCCUCUUCUACAUUCCUGUCACCUUCCUGGCUCAGUAGACUAGAGGUAACACCCAUCCAGUCAUCCCUGGUACAGAAGCUGCAUUGUAGGUGGGCACUAAAACAGUACUUUGGGGUUGAUCAGCAAAGCAUUUGUCAAAAAGGUUGACAACUCCUGACUUGGAUAAAUUGAACUAAACUUUGCCUGCUUUGAAGGUAGGGCAAAAAAAACCCCAGCACAGUGCAUGAAUUGAAGGGGGUAAAUGUAUUGGUAGGAGGAGUUACGCCUAAAGCAAUACAUUGGUUAAAAUAGGUUCAGAUAAAAUCUUGCUCAGAUUUUGGCCCAGGCUGGCUAACUGACGAGUCGGAUCUCCUUGCCUUCAGACUUUCUAGGCAGAUGAUGAAUUUUCCAUUCUUUUUGAUGUAAGAGAAAUGGAGCAUCGAGGAGAGAUUUUCUGACUGCUCUCUUAAAAAUAAUUAGUAACAAGAGUAAACAUAUUUAUCUAAAAUCUUACAUUCCACCAGUUUUGCUUGUAAUAGCUAUUUCUUCUGGAAGAGGGUAAAAGUACAAACAACUUUUAGUUGUGGGCAUAGGCAGAUGUGGAGAACAUAUUGCAAGGGGCAGAUUUUCACAAACUUGCGCGGGGACUAGUGAGAUGACCUGGUGGCAAGACUGAAUCUGUGCAUGCUAUGCUGUUGUUGGGGUUCCAUUCUUUCCUUUUCACUUCUACAAAAAAAAAAAAUAGUACUUGGUUCUCUUUACUCUUUCCUUAUCAAAUCUUACCUCUCAAUUCAUUCUUCUGAGAUUCUUCUCUUCUUUAUCUUGCCUAUUGCCUUGAUGGCUCAUUUUCAAACUUUCUCUUCUGGCUUUAAUGCCACCCCCUGACUACUAAAAAAAAGCUCUCAGUGGACUCUUUCUUCUCCUCUUAGGACAUGAAUCUCAUGUUGCUUUCUCUACAGUAUUCCUUCCAUCUCAAUAACCAAAAAUGUGUUUUCUGAGGUGGGUUUGAUCCAUAUUCCUGGAACAGUCUCAGAAUCCAGAGUGCCAUCAGCUUGUUUGUUUUGCCAGAAAGAACCAUUUCCUUCCAUGGAGCAUAUUGGGUGGAAACUCCAGCAGGAAAAGUUCAUACUUCUGACACAGUAACUGGUAAUUUAGUUUUGAAGACAAACCAUCAGACUGUAUUGGCAUCGUUCCCAGUUUUUCUCUUCAGCUGAUGUUUUAAGAGAGCACUAUAGUGGGCAUUCCAUAUACGAAAGGAUUAUUUUUUGUUUUUAAUAUUAGCUAUGGCUCUCCUGGCCUAGCAUAUCGGAGAGAAAACCAAGCUAGAACUCAUCUUCUCAACACACUAGUAUUUUGUGUGGAAGACAUUUUCUUGAAUGGAAAUGUAUUCAAGCAUGUGAGACCCCACCUGCAAUUUGAGGUGGUACAACUUAGGGGCACAUUUGCCGCUCACCAUUAACUCAGCCUAAGUUUCCUGUCAAUAUGAGAAGAGAAUGAGGGGUGGCAAGGCUUCUCAAAGUAUUGGAUUGGGCCAGGCGCUUCAGUUGGUAGCCCAUAGCUUUCAGCAGAGAUGGGGAACCUGUGGCCCUUCAAACUCCCAUAAGGGCCAGCCAGCAAGGUUAGCAUUCAGGGAUGGUGGGAUUUGUAGUCCAACAUCACCUGGAGGGCCACAGGCUCGCCAUCCCGGAGAUAGAGCUUAAAAUAUGUAGAGCACAAUUCAAGAACAAGCCUGACACAGCCAACAGGUGGAGCCAUGGCUCAGUAGUAUGGAACCUGCUCUGCAGGUGGAACAUCCCAGGUUCAGCCCCUUAGCUGGAGGCCAGCAGAGCCAUUGGCAAAGGCCAACCCCAACCCCUUGAAGAGCACCGCUUCUCAGGGUCAGCAUUACUAUGCUCAGUGGACUGGUGGUCUGAUUCUGUGUAAGGUCGCUUUAUUUAUUCAACCUGGAAUGUGGUGUGAAAACCAAGGAGUCCCAAGAUCUAUGCCUCUAGGGUUGCCUGCCCUUGGUACUUUUCUCCCUGCUUCCUCUAGCUGUGGAUGACUAGCAUGCCCCCGUUGCGUUGAUGACUGCCCCGUUUUCUGACUUGAGCCUUUCAUGGGCUAUAUAUUUCUGUUGUCCAGGGAGCCCCUUUAUGGAUAUACUCCUCUGAUGGAAGCAGCUGCAUCUGGCCAUGAGAUCAUUGUCCAGUAUCUUCUCAAUCAUGUAAGUGAGUGUUCAUUUCUCAGGUGGUCCAAGGCACCUUUGGUUUCCCUUCUCCGCAACCAAUUGUGCUUCCCAGUAUGCAGAAAUACCGCCAAUUUGAUAAGCCACUAUAUUAAGAAAGCUAAAUCUUGAUUCGAGGCUAUUUCUUUCAAUGAUUGCUCUUGAUUAUUGCCACAGGAGGGGAAAUCAGAGAAGCUUCACAUCCAUGCAGCUUCUUCAGCAUGUUCCCACGCCUAGAUCCGUGCUGGAUGCUCCCGUUGAUCUGCCUUCAUGCAUAACAUUUCUUUUAGGAUGCCUUAAUUAGAAACAUUGUCCGCUUCUUUCCUCCUCUUGAGAGAUACCAUGCUUUUGAAACCAGUCUGAAUCACUCUGUGCAGUUAAUUCACAUUCAACAUGAAUAGCACUUUCUGUAGCAGCCUCUUGAAAUGCUAGCUCUUUCAUUCAGCAUCACAUCUAGACCUUCUUCAUAGUCAUCCUGUACAUGUCUUAUUAGAGGGAGGGAAUAUGUCGGGUCAAUCAAACAAGGGUGUUCAUGUAGGCCUUUCUUCUGUUGAUAAAAGUGGGGUGAAGAUGGUUGAAAGGGAAGGGUUGCAUCUAUCGCAUUUCUUUCCUUUCCCCAAUGGGAUUUGAGAGCUGUGAAAUGUACAGAAUAAAGCCUUUUUUGUAUAUAUCUCCCCAACAGCUGCAGCACACAAAAGUCUUUUCAGAAAAGGCUUCUUUAUAUAGAGCAUGUGUAGACCUUUGGAUUUUUAUGUGAUUCUCAUGCCUACAUGCUUGUCUACCCAUUUUUUUAAAAAAUAGUAUUUUUAAUUGUCAUGGAGGCUUUUUCAAGUGUUUGAUUUCACAGCCUAUAAAACUAGUUUUUAAUAGGCUGGGUUCAUUUGUUCAGUGUUGGGUUAGGAAGUCAUACACUCCCCCCACCCACACACCUUCCUCAUUUCUCCCAGACCUUUUCCUUUAAUCGUUGAUGGAAUGCUGCACUAGAGACAUCCAAGGAAGAGGGGAGGAUGCUAUAGCCUGUUACACAUCCGUCCAAAAGUGGACACUCCACAUUCUGUAACUGCCUGCAAGUAAACUUCAAGCAGUACUGGAGAUAGUUCAUUGACUUUCCAUCAUUAGGAUGAACUUGUGUGUCCAUCUUUCAAAACACACCAGACAGCCUGGAUUUAGUAUUGAGAAUGCACUGCAAUAUUUUGUCGCAGAUCCCACUUGCCUCUGCUCUCGUGCUUCAAAAGGGAUCAGGAGCCCGACUCGCUGGCAUGCAGCCUGGUGCUUCUCGUAGCCAUAUCUUGUCCAAAGAGCAGCUGGAGUUCUUGAAGCCUGAAAUUCAUACAUUGACCACAUAGUGGUGCCAUUUGUAUAGCACAAAUGCAAGCAAAGAUUUCUAACUUUGUGCCCUGAAAACUGCUUAAUGUUCAAAGCUAAAUUAUUUACUGAAUUUAUGCCCUGCCCGUUCUCCCUAAGGAGUCCAGGUUGGCUAGAGCACAAAUGCGAUGGUGAUGGUGGGUAUGCAGAGCCUUGCUGGUGGUGCAAAUCCUUUGGUUGAUUCUUCAGGGACACAGCAUGUGAAAAUGCACUCUUGGGUUCGACCACACAGCCCCUUGGAUCUGUUUAAGCCUCCCUCCCCUUUCCUGUCGGCAAAAUUUAAUAAUGUCUGCUUCCUCCCAACAGGGUGUGAGAGUGGAUGUACGCGAUAGCACUGGGGCGACGGCACGGAUGUUGGCCAUGAAGUAUGGACACAUGAAGAUUGUGGGGCUCUUAGACCUGCACACAGCCCCUGUGCCCAAGGUCUUCUGCAGGGGCCCAGGUGACUCUCACGUCUCCUUAUAGUUUCGCAUGGAAAGGACCUUUCAGCUUGCUUAGGCAGAAACUUUGCUUGCUGCCUGCAUUUCUAGUCACUGACUCCCAUCUUUUCACUAGACCAGUGCUUCCCCCUCCCGCCCGCCCCCUCCAUGGACCAAUUGACCAAGGAUGAGGGUUGUGGCAAAGCAGUGGGGAAAUCGCAUGACAGAUUUAGUGAGCAUGGGGCAGGGGAGAAGGAGAAGGAGUGGAUGUUCCUUGGCACUGCAGAACUAAUUAGCUGGAUGCUGCUCUUGGAAUUUAAUAUCUGUAUGCACUCUGCGUCCACUGACUUGAUGCAUUUUGACACUUAGGAAAGUAUGAAGAUCUCAGCUCCUCCGACGAAUCCUACUGUGCCCCUCAGAGGCAGAGGCCUGCUCGCAAGUCCAAAGGCCCCAGUAUUCACGAAGGACCCCACGCUCUGGCCAAGAUCACGGCGGUCAGAAUUGGAGUGAAAAGCCCAUCUCGUUAUGGUGAGUUCAGGCUCACUUCCUCUCUCUCUAAACGGGUAGCUUCCUCUUGUCCUGCGGCUGAUUACUUUAUCACCCUCCUUCCCUGAACACCAUUUUCAGGGAAGUGCUGUAGCUUGGUUGGUAGAGCAUUGGCCUUGCAUGUGGAAGGUUCCAGGUUCAGUCCCUGGUGCCUCCAGGUAGGGCUGGGAAUGUCCUCUGAAACCCUGGAGGGUUGCUGCCAAUCAGUGUAGACCACACAGCAAGAUGGACCAAUGAUGUGACUCAGUAUUAGGCACCUUCCUAUGCUCCUAUACUAAUGAACUUGGAACACAGCUGCUUGCUCUCUGGAUUCUAUUUUUAUUUAUUUAACAUAAUUUGUAUAGCGCUUAAUUUUAAAUAAAACUUCCAAGCAAGCCUCUAAACCUCCGUAGAGCUGUAACGUUAUGAGCUUCAGCAGAAGAAAAAGCAAGAGGCAGUACUGAACCUCUUGGUUGGUGGGGGGAAAGAUAAGCCUCUUCAUUUAACCUCUCAACAAAUAAAAUCUCUCCCUUUCCUUUUUUCAUUUGUUCACCUCUCUCUCCCUCUGCCCCCCUUUUGCACACAGAGCAGGUCCCUCCAGAAGGCUAUGUUACCUUUAAUGAUGAUGGGAGUGCCUUUGAAGGAGGAGAUCUCCGCUACAGAGAUGUCACGUCUCCCAUCAAUGAGCAUGAUGUGGAAAGCAGCAGCAGCCGGGGUACCUUUCUUAAACACAAUUUUUAUUUUAUACUGCUGUUCAUUUUUAAAAAAUUUUUUGAAAUAAAACCAUACAAUAAAACCGUGUAAAUAAAUGAAUCAGAAAUCAGCUAUUAUGAAAUAUGUACGCUUAAUUGCCAGCAUAAACUUGAGGGAAUAAAACAAGUUUUCAGCAGGCCUUUAAAGGUUGAAAAAGAAGGCACCUGCUGAAUAUUGGCAGAGUAUUUCACAGGAGUGAGCCAGUUUCUUGUUGCUGUUGGGUGAGCCCGGCCAACUCUGGGGACUUCCUGACGUAAUCACUUUCUAUUGCGGUAGUGUAUGUUUUGCGUUAGAAUAGGUAAUCCACAAAGUUGCCAUCAGUAAACAUCUAUGAGGCCUGAAUGUGAAACUUACUGUUUCAUGACUUCUGCCUAUUUCAGAAGAGAAUUCCCUCUUCACCAAUAACUUAGCCACCAUCAGGACCAGCAGCAGCAGCGAAAGUCUUGCCAAAGCUGUGGGGGUCAGCAGCGAGGGCUCUCUGGAAAGCAACGAGGUAAGUCUUUUGCUAUCAUUCAAGUUAGAAGAGCCUGGAGGACCAAAGUUUCCCCACUCCUAGUGUAUAGAAAGAAACCUUGGCUCCUCAAAUUAGGGAACCUCUGUUUUCUGGUUUUCUGGCGUCUCCCCCAGACCACACCCCUCACCAUGCCUGCUUCGCAUCUUCAAAUUUUGUUCUGUUUUUGCUUGGCUGCAAUGUGUCGUUGAACCAGGAUAAUUCCUCUUCCUUUGUUUGUACAAGAGUUUGUAGCCAACCGUACAAAAGUUAAAUUCGCAUCUGUUUCUUGGCUCUAGCACUGCCUACCACUGGCAUGUGGCCCCCAAGAGGUUUUCCAUUUGGAAAUGUGGCUCUUGGGUUCAGAAAGAUUCCCUACCCCUGCCUUGUCUGUGGGUGGCUGGUAAGGGGCUUUUGUUCAGGCAUCUUGGGAAGCUGGAGUAAGGAUUCAUUUGUCCUUCCGUGGUGUUGGAUUUCUCCUCCCAUUGCCUCUGCUUUCUCUGCUUUGGUAAGAGGAGCCUCUCUCACUUCCGUUCUUCCUGCUUUAUAAUGUAAGAGUACAGAUUCUUCACAUCAUGAACAAAAGGAUAAUGAUGUCCUUGUAUCCGUUUGAGACUUGGAGCUGCGUCGUGUUCCUUCUUCUCAAAACACGCCACUACUUUAUAUUUUCCAGGAUUCAGACCAUGAAACAAAGCUCUCCAUUCGAAAGCACCCCAAGAGCUACAUGAAGGCAAAGAAUCGCUGCAGCAACAGCGACAGCCACUGGUCUUACCGAUCCCGGGUGUCCAGCCAUCACUGCAGCCCCUCUCACACAGAGGCACCAUCUUACACGGGGCCCCAGGUAACCAUGGCAUAGUGGUCAGAAAACCGUCUGGGGUGGACAGGGGGAGGGACAGAGGGAUGGACAGAGGAGCUGGUGUCAGAGACAGUCCUUGUGUAUUAGGUGCCGUGUUAAAUUGCAGGGGGCAAGGUGGUGCUAAAGGCCUAGAGGGGCAGAGAUCCUGAUGAAGCUGGAAGCCUGGCUUACAACAUGCUGUGAUGCAGCUAGAGUCUCUCAGCGUUUAAGAGUCCUGAACUUCUCCCUCUUUUUUGUCCUCUGUGCACUGCCUGGGCUGCAGGAUCUGGCCACCUUCCUUGAGCAGAUUGGCUGCCUGAAGUACCUGCAAGUGUUUGAGGAGCAAGACGUCGACCUUCGCAUCUUCCUGACCUUGACAGAGAGUGACUUGAAAGAGAUUGGCAUCACGUGAGUCCCUUUCUUUGCUGGCUGGCUGGAGGCUUAGCUUUGAAGUGCUGUCAUAUAAUCAGGAACAUAGGAAAUGACCCCAGGAACAACAUGUACCUUCCAACCAGAGUUAUCGAGAACUUUGCUGUCAUUGUUAGCAGAAUCCUGGGUCCCAGCUGGCAAGGCUGCUGUGCAAUUAUUUAUUCUCAGUUCAAUAUAGGAAUAGCUCCCAAAGAAUUUUUAAUGCUCUCUCUUAGAAAUGUUUUUUUUUCCUGCUCUAUGUUGUGCAGACUGCAUAACCUGGACAGCUGCCCUUGUCAGUUGUGUAUAAUCUGCAAUAUUUUUGCAGAAUGUACGCAGUUGUGUGGCAAUACUGCACAAGCGCAGAAGCUAGCUUCCUGAGAAUUGCAGUUUUCUCAUUUUCUUUUUUUAUCUUUCUAGUCCAUAUUACUUCAAAAGUAUAGCCCAAUGCUUUGCAAAAUUUCAGGGCUGAGCAUGUUUUCCACUGCUUCUGGGGGAAAGGCUGCAGUACCCAAUGUAGCAUAGCCCAUCUCCAGCUUUGAGUCAGGCAGAAUAAAUUGAACAUAAUAUAUGUAUGUUUUCAGAAUGGUUUUCUUUGCGUUUUUUGAAAGCAUAGUAAACACUGAUCUAAUUGAAGCUCCCAUUAUGUGUGAAUAUCUAUUGUUCACAUUGAUCUCUCUUUGGGUCUCAGCAUGUCUAGGAAAAUCAGGGUGGUUCUGUUUUGCCUGCAGACUUCCCCAGUGAAGGAAGGGAGUAGCAAAAGGGAGGCGGUACCUUUGCUGCUAAACCUUUGCUGCUUUUUCUCCCCUGUAGCCUCUUUGGACCAAAGAGGAAGAUGACCUCUGCCAUUGCUCGAUGGCAUAGCAGCGCCCGGCCUCCCAGUGAUGCCCUGGAGCUGGCCUAUGCUGAUCGCCUGGAAGCAGAAAUGCAGGAACUGGCCAUUCAGCUCCAUAAGGUAAGGAAGCUGGCUUCUUAAGCCCAUUGAGAAGCUUCUGCCUCAGGCCAAGCGAACCUGCUUCUGCAUGGGGAAUGCACUUGUCCCUUCCUAGUCAUAGAGGAUGUCCUUGUUCGUCUGAAGUUGCUUGAGAAAGAUACAGCAUCAGACAAACAGCUAAGAGACCUGAAACUUGAUGGGAGGAAUUUAUUUUUUUCAUGCAGUGGAGAAGUAGAAAGGUGAAGGAAUAUUGGGAAAUGAUUUAUAAUGAGUUGAAAAAAAUUUUUAAUUUACCUUCCCCCCCAAAAAAGAGUCCCUUUCGUUGGGAAUAACCCAGACAGAAAUUCCCAGGUGCCAGAACAGUUUAUUUAUGUAUGCAACAACAGCAGCCCGUGUUCUGUUAGCCCCAAAAUGGAAGUGAGCAAGGUCCCUUGUAAAAAGGAUUGGCAGCUUAAGAUGUUAGAAUAUGCAGAACUUGCGGGUUUAACACACAGAAUAAGAGAGCAAGAAGAAUGUAUAUAUUUAAAGAAGAAUGGAAAAUAUUUAUUGAAUAUAUGGGAAAUAAUUGUACACAGCUGAAAACGCUGGCAGCUUUAAGAUAAAUUCAACAGGAGUAAACAAUAUUUGACUGAUGUAAAAGUGGGAAAUUGAUGUGAAUGGUUAUAGUAAAGCAUGCAGGAGACCAUGAUAUGCAACGUGAACCAUGGAAGGAAGUCACUGGAUAUUUUAAAGUUUGUAAAAUGUUUAAUCUGAAAUGUAGAAAAACGAAAACUCAAUAAAAAAUUAUAUAUUGAGAGAGAUCUGAAACCUGGUGCGAUUGGAAAGCCUUUGGCAAGCUAGUACUACCCCCCAAACCCAAACUCAGUUUGAUAGUAAAGUGAAGCAGAGGAACAGUUGUUGGCCAGAGUUUUGUGGGAGUUCUUAAAAUCCUUUGGAAUUCACAAAUGUGGACCUUUGUCUCUUAGCAACUUUCCCCGUGUUCCCUUCCAGAGGUGCGAGGAGGUAGAAGGGCUGAAGGGUCAGGUGUCCCAGGAGCAGGAGCUGCGUGCCGUGGUGGAGAGCUGCUUGAUGGAGCAGGAUGUGGUCUGGAGCAGUGCUCAGGCCAAACUCCGAGAGGUGCAGGCCAUCGCCAGGAAUGCUGGAAUCCUCCUAGAACAGAUGCAGUGAGUGCCUCCAACAAAGGUCAAACUUUCUCGCCAUUUCUUUACACUCCCUUCUCUGUAAGCUCCUUCAUCUCCUCAAGUUAAGCCAGCGUGCCACUUGUAGGAUUCUGAAUUGGGGGGGAAGUCCAGGCACUCGGUGACAAUGACUGCCAAAGGCUUGUGGCUUCGUGUCUGGAAAUUCAUCCUUCCCUCUUGUUCUCAGCCUUAGCUGCCUAAUGUGGGAGUUGCAUCCAUGAUUCUAAAAAAGUGCCAGCGAAAAGCAUUGGAUAUGAUUUCAGUGCAACGUGUUAAGAAUCCUGUUUUUCAUUUUUUAAAAACUUUACAAAAUAAACACAAGUUUCCAGCCCCUGGGGUUUGUGAUUACAUCCAAGUGUGUGGGUACAAUGCCUGGUUCAAUCGUAGGAGCCGCAUUGUUUCAAGCUGUGUGCCCAAACCCACAUGUGUAUCCAGCACUCACAUGUAUUCCUGUACACACCACCAAGAGGCUUAGGAGCUUUUGAUAGAGUUAUAUCAUGUGUUUGUUAUGAAUGUAGUAUUAUGCCCCAAGAAGUGCUCACCUGAGGAAUAAAGCAUGAAAAGGACAGUAUACGGAUGCUGCUUCAAGCAGCAAAAUUACACUACAAGUCGGCAGCAACUCAGAGUAUACACACCUUGAUCUAAAGAGUAUAGAAGGAUUCCUGCCAAAAGCCUAAAGAGAAAGUGAGUGGGACAUUUGCCACAGCAGAGAUGACUAAAUCGGAUACCUACUUGCUGAGGGGCUUUAUCCCUUUCCUGCUCCUGCCGUCUCAUUGGCAGCUAGGAAGACCCAAAUGAUUUGGGUGGAACAAUAAAUGGCAGAAUUCUCCAACAUGUAUGCCUUUUUUACACAACCUGUAUAAGCGGCAGAAUUCACCUUUUCAGGUAGUAGCAUCUGUAGCGUGCAAAUGACCCUGGAGUUAGGAAGAUGGUCAGGGGAUAAAUUCCCUUUGUCCUAACUCUCCUCUCCUCUUUAGUUCUGUCUUAGGUGCUCAGUGCUGAUGCCUCAUUUUUGUGGCGGUGGCAUACCAAGGUUUACCCCACUGCUCUAGGAUAUUUGUGUGGCACUUGAGACUACGGCACUAUCCUGCUUUCUUGUGCUCUACUUUGUGCGGUUUUUAUUUCUUUUCACAGAAUCCUGCUGACAGUAUUUUGGUUUCUCUGGUAGGGCCUGUCAGGCAGAACUGUCUUCCCGAAUGAACCGAGAGCAUCCGGCUGGCCGGUUGUUGGAAGCGAAAGCGCAGCUGGGACCCAGUAAGUGGGCUGUUCUAGUGCAGGAUGUGAAACAGGUGGCCCUCCAGGCGUCUCUGGACUCCAUCAGUCCCAUCCAGCACGGCCAGCAGUCAAGGAUGUUGAGCGUUGCAACCCAGCAACAUCUGUAGGGCAGUAGGUUCCCCAGCCUUGUGUCUGUGUGCAAGAGAGAGAAAAGGAAGUGGCUUCAGAGGACAGGCUUAUUUUUGAGCCCAGUCUGCCUUCAUCACCCUUUCACCUUCCCCAGGUCUCAGCUAUUUCAUAUGAAAAAUGCAUGGAGACUGACUGCUGCUUUUCCUUACAAGUAAAAAGGCAGUCUCUCUCUCUCUCUCUCUCUCUCUCUCUCUGUGUGUGUGUGUGUAUGUGUGUUCAACCACACCAUGACAUAAAAAUUUGGAAGACUAUUCAGUGCCAAAUCCACCACUUCAAGUUGGCAGUCCCUGGUUCAAUCCAUUGUCCUGACUCCUCUCCCCUCCCCCCCAGUGUUUGCUUCCGCCCCACACUCUAUGUUUGGGCCAAUGGGUGCUGACCCACAAUAUGCUGAUGCUUUGUGCCCAUUCUGCUUCUUUACCCUAGGCACAGAAGGAUGGCCGUCCUCCUUGAAGGUCCUCAGUCUGCCUGAGCUCUCGGCUCUUCUGGAGCAGUGCUGGGGGGAAAUGGGUAAGGUUUGAAGAUUAUCAGAUGCUCAUGUUCCCCUUGUUUGGCACCAGUUGGUGGGUGUAAAGUCUAAGUCAAAUAACGGGCUUGCUGUUUCCCUUCUCCCCUGCAUUGAAGAACAUCUCCAUCCCUUGGCACCUGUGCUUAUUAUAGCUUUUCUGUGUCCCCAGGGAAGGCUCUUAGUUCUGUCAACCUUAAUCUCGAGAGCCUGCAGAGUCUACAGAAGGGCAAGCCGCCCCAGAAAUAGGCCUAGGAGUGGAGGAAGGUAUGUAGUGGAGCGCUGUUGAAUGAGAUGCAUGUCUGUCUGAGAAGAGAGAGCACUUGGUAGCAAAGUAGUAUUCUGCUUUCAAGCUCUCUGUCCGCUCUCCUCCAAGGUCAGGGUUGCGUAAAGGCAUAUCUGUGCGGCAAACAUUAUACUGGUUUAUACUCUCCUCCCCCUCCCCAGAUCCUCAGGAUUCCUAGUUGUUGCUCCCCACUGACAGUCUUUCUACACAACUCAUGCCUGAUUGAGAGCCAUCGCAGUAUAAAAAACCAAGUUUUCGAUCCUGCUUUAAAAUGGUAGCAGACACGAGCCCCAGCAAAAGCAGUGUCAUCACCCUUGUAAAAUGAUGGUUACUCGGGCAGUGGUGGCUGGCACCCAUUGGGGCUGGUUGGGUGGAAGGCAGAGAGCAGAGAGCCAACAAUGAGGAACAGAGUGAGGUAUCCCUAGCUGUGUCCCCAUCCAGGCAAUACCACUCUCCAGACUGGUUUUCAGUAAAGAGUUAAGCAAGUGGGGGCUGACUGAGAGCAGACUGAGGAUGGUGGGGCAGUGCAGUGGCCCUAACAAGGUGGAAAAUCAUGACAGAACCAGUUUAUCAUUUGUAUUAUGGAGAAAGGGGAUGCCGAACCUGAUGGAACUUUGGUCCAAUCCAGCAGGGCUCUUGAGUUUUUUGGAUGCAAACAUUUGCAGCUAGAGCAACUUUUGAAUUAAUCGCCCCUGUCACCACCACUUUGAACAACUGGCCAAAGUCCAUGCAGCACAAGUGCUCAUGCUUCUGCCUCUUUUUUGUUUCCUGGGUGUGAUUGUUUUUGCAGAGGUUCUGACGUCGGGUGAAUGUUCCACCCAGAAGCUGUGUUUUACCUGCGGAGGAAGCAUGAGUGAGUGCGAGAGAGAGAGAGAGAGAGAGAUGGCAUGGCGGCACAGGUCAUCUGCAGCGAGAGCUGCCAGUGGCUGUCCUAGGAAAGCAGGUGUGCCAUUGUAGAGAAGGGAGGCCAGGUCUGCUGUGCUGAAGAAGGACCAUGGCACCUAAAUCCUGCUGGAAGAGCUGGAAGCAAAGGGUUCUCUCCAAGCUUGGAAGUUCCAAGGCGGGCAUUUUGUGUCUGCAUCUCUUGCUGGAUAUUCUGUUUGUUUUGGCAACCAGGUUCCUCUCCAUUGGUCCCCUUCCCUGUGCCCACGUGGGAGGAAAGAUGAGGCAGGUGGCGGCCAGGAGAUCCCACGCUUAGAGGGUUUUAUCCUUUGGAGGUUACCUGUUUGGGGGAUGCAAGGACUUCUGUGUCCUGCCCAGCUGCAUGGAGGCCUGAUAUAUACCUGAGCUGGCACUGCAAUGGUGGGGAGGAGGCUCCAUUAUCAAAGCCCAUUGUUUAAGAAAGAAAGCAAUCCAAACACACACACUUUUUCAAUGAAAGUGCCUCCGUAGUAGCAACCACUGGGCCUCUCCUAGCCUUUGAUUCUUCCAGCAGGGAACUUGUGGCUUUAUUCACAACAACUUACAGUGAGAUAGCACCUCUCACCGUAGGCGUGAAGUUAUAAAACUUCCUGCUGUCUUGACUUGGGGUGCUCAUGGCUUGGCCGGGAAAAUCUCUGAGUUCCAGCAACCAAAGACCACAACUUACAGGGAUUGCUUAUCCUGGGAUGUGCAAGAACUCAUGCCCACUUUGGAGAAUGGAAAUCCAGCGUUUGAUGUGAACUUGGGAAUGUUUAUCCCAGGCUAGCUGAUGGUGUGAAGUGGCUCUGGGAUUCAGAGCAAGAGCGUUCCCCAAGCCCAGCUAGCAGCGUAUGUAGGCAGUCCUGGAGUUACUGAAUAACAUGUACUGUGUCUUGCUGGGCCUUGUCUGGUUUUUGGAGAAUGGGGGUGGGAGAGAGAGAGUGGUGAAGCCUUUUCAUUUAUCUGACUUGCUUCUGAUAUGCACAUCAUCACAUAGAGUUCAUGCAUAAGCCUUGGUUUGCUGCACACCUGUAUUGUGUGGAGACCUAAGCACAAAGCACAUAAUUGUCUCAGAAAAUUCUUGUGUUGAUAUUAUUAGGUCUUCACAUGAUGCAGGUAUAAAGUGAAGCAAGGCUUGUGCGUGGACAGCAGGAGCAUAAAUCUGAAGCAGCUAGCAGAUGAAUCACAUGGCCAUGUGUUUAACCUACAGGAUAAAAAGUUAUCCCAAAGCCAGGCAUGGCUGCACCCAGUAGCAAAGCUGUCCCAUUUUUUCCACUCCUGGAACAUACAAAACAGUUACCCAAAAAACUGCACAUUUUAGCAGGCUGGUGGAUGCUGUUCUGCAUCUGUUGUGCAAAAUGGAGCCUUCCCAUUAACGCACAGAGGGGGAUGUGUGUGUCUUUAAGCGACUUCUGAUAGGCUCAGCAAAGGGAGGCUGCUUUGGUGUAAACCCCUCUGCUUCACAGCCUUCUUUUCUGAUGCACAUCUUAAGCCUAGUUCUCACAGAUAGUAAAAGAUUUUAAAUGUUGCAUGUUUUAUUGCCUUUAAUGUUGCGUUGCUAAAAUUGUGAAGUUGCCUUGAAAUUAUGUAAUGGGGGGUAUUAUAUAAAAAUAAAAUAAGCCUAUGGCUGGGCUGUACAACUUCAGACUACACCGAGGGGCUGAAAGGAUCCCUCCUCCGUGCACCAGAUGUUGGGAGAUGAUAGCUCUUCUAACCCAGCCUUUUUUCCUGCCAUGCUUUAUAAGGUGCAGGAAACUGUAUUGUAUGGUGGGGUAUUCAUUCCUAGACAAGCUAAAGUGGUACAGCUCAGAGCAUACUUCCACCAUUAUGUUUACUGCUUGUGAGAACUAGAGGUGGUGACAAUUUCCUUUUGAUCUGCUGAUUUUGAGUGACGGUGCAGCAAAAUCAUUUUUUUAAACAAAAGAUCUGGAGCUUUUGAAAACCCAAGGUGGUCUGUGUCUUAACUAGAAUAGGAUUGGACGUGGUUUAGCAAGAUCGUUGUUGCGAGUUGAUGGCUGUUGAGGUUGCCAUUCUCUGUUCUGGGGUGUUUUAUUAAUCUGGGCUUAGUUUCAGCAUUUGAGUACAUCUCUGGUCAUAACAAUGGGGCGGAAAGGGAGAUCUCAGAAAAAAAUUAUAAAUUUGAUAACCAGCAUUUAACAGGCACUGACUGAUCUGUGAAUAAAUUUUAUUCUUACUGUCUGA
Podarcis lilfordi (Lilford's wall lizard) is the source of this 20996-nucleotide messenger RNA. NCBI's taxonomy places the organism in Eukaryota, Metazoa, Chordata, Lepidosauria, Squamata, Lacertidae. The record is from the annotation of a GenBank genome assembly.